Capsaspora owczarzaki ATCC 30864 is the source of this 1251-nucleotide messenger RNA. RefSeq names its product nuclease Le3. The record is from RefSeq and is a predicted model, not a curated record. The transcript has 8 exons. The coding region runs from base 58 to 1089 and encodes 343 amino acids. Lineage: Eukaryota; Filasterea; Ministeriida; Capsasporidae. Gene Ontology annotation, biological process: DNA catabolic process. Gene Ontology annotation, molecular function: nucleic acid binding; endonuclease activity.
GUCGUAUUCAAUAGUGAUAUCUCAGAUUCUGCUCAUUUAUUUUUUUGUUCUAUUGCAAUGCAUUUCCGCUCUUCUUCUUCUUCUUUGUUGAGUGCAGCUUGUGUUGUGAUUGCAGUCGCUGCUUUUGCAGUGCGCUCUGCCGACGCGUGGGGCGCCCAGGGCCACCAAAUCACAGCAGCCAUUGCCCAGGCGCUGCUGACCCCGGAAGCGAACAACUAUGUCAUUCGUAUGCUGCCGACUUCGGACAACAAGUCGCUCGCCGUCGCAUCCACUUGGGCGGACGACAUUAAGAACCAGGCGCAGUGGAAGUGGACCCAACCCCUGCACUUCAUUGAUACCCCUGAUUUUGCCUGCAAUUACAACUACAACCGCGACUGCAUUGACGUCGGCACUGGCACCAAGGACGCAUGCGUUGCCGGCGCAAUCAACAACUACACGGGCAUUCUCGUGAACGCUGGGCCCAAGGACGUGAGCGAGCUGCUCCAGGAUUCCCUCAAGUUUGUCGAUCACUUCAUCGGUGACAUUCACCAGCCCCUGCACGUCGGCUUCACUUCCGAUCUCGGUGGCAACACGAUUGAAGUGAACUACAACGGCGUUAAUGUCAACCUGCACGCUUUCUGGGAUUACUCUGCCAUCUCCAACCGCAUUGAUGUUGAUUUCAACGGCGAUCAGAACGCUUAUGUCAACUACCUGCUUCAAAAAAUCCACUCUGGCUGGGGUGGUUAUGUGGCCAUGUGGAACAACAGCUGCAACGCUGUUGCUUGCCCUGAUAUCUGGGCCACCGAGUCGGUCAUUUUCGCGUGCAAUUCCUCGUACGCCGACAUCAACCGCAACAUCACUACUGUCAUUACUACCGCCUACUACAAUCGUGCCAUCGAUGUCAUUGAGCAGCGUCUUGCUGCCGGCGGCAUUCGUCUCGGUGCCUCCCUCAACCGAGUUGCCAUGUCGGUGAACGACACUGCCAACAACGCGAUGGUUGGCGCCGUCAUCGGCUCUGUGCUUGGCGCUGUCGUUCUUGUGAUUGUCGCCGCGCUCGUCGUGGCUGCCUUGCGCAAGCGUCGUGGACGCACUGGCUACACGACCAUUUGAGCGGUUUGUUUUUGAUCCUUGCUUUUUUGUUUGCUUGACUUGUUAAACCCAAAAUGCACGUUUGUGGCAUUUUCGUUCCUUUGGAGCUCGUUCACUUUUCGAAUCAUCACCAGAUUGAAUUUGCUCUCCUUUUGCUUUGCUUUUCCAACCCUUUCUUCUCGU